Molecule: messenger RNA, 1375 nt
Organism: Paraphaeosphaeria sporulosa
Lineage: Eukaryota; Fungi; Ascomycota; Dothideomycetes; Pleosporales; Didymosphaeriaceae
Product: RIO1-domain-containing protein
Exons: 2
Coding region: 68-1375 (435 amino acids)
Biological process (GO): maturation of SSU-rRNA; protein phosphorylation
Cellular component (GO): cytosol; nucleus; preribosome, small subunit precursor
Molecular function (GO): protein serine/threonine kinase activity; ATP binding
Source: RefSeq, a predicted model, not a curated record
GACCCCGCACACCCUUGCGGACGACUCCGAUUCACCCUGCCGCGCCAGAAGCACCGCUCUCGCCGCGAUGAAACUGAACGUCAAGAACAUUCGCUAUGUCAUGCCCGAGGACUGGCGCGUGCUGACUGCGGCAGAACAGGGCAGCCGUAACCACGAGCUCGUUCCCACGCCGCUGAUUGUACAGCUCUCCGGCCUGCGCUCCGGGAACGCCGUGCACAAGAGCAUCUCCAACCUCGCAAAGAUCGGCCUCGUUGCCAAAGUGAAGAAUGCAAAGUACGAUGGCUACCGUCUCACGUACGGCGGGCUCGACUACCUCGCCCUGCACACGCACACCAAGUCCUCGACGAUAUACUCGGUCGGCAACCAGAUCGGCGUGGGCAAGGAGUCGGACAUCUUCGUGUGCGCCAACGAGACGGGCAUGCAGCAGGUGCUGAAGAUACAUCGUCUGGGCCGCAUAUCCUUCCGCACCGUAAAGGCGAACCGCGACUACCUGCGCAACCGCUCCUCGGCCUCGUGGAUGUACAUGUCCCGGCUGGCCGCCAUGAAGGAGUUUGAGUUCAUGAAGGCACUGCGACGGGAGGGCUUUCCCGUCCCAGAACCUCUUGGUCAGAAUAGGCACACCGUCGUCAUGAGCCUCGUCGACGCGUUCCCUUUACGGCAGAUUUCCACCAUCGAAGACCCUUCAGAACUCUACUCUGAGCUGCUCUCCCUCAUCGUCCGAUUAGCCGAGGUCGGCCUGAUCCAUGGCGACUUUAACGAGUUCAACAUCCUGAUCGAGGAGAAGCCUGAGGCGGAUGGAAAAGUGGCCCUGAUUCCUACCAUCAUCGAUUUCCCACAAAUGGUGUCCGUCUCGCAUGCCAAUGCCGAGUACUACUUCGACCGCGAUGUAGAUUGCAUCAAACGCUACUUCGACCGCCGGUACGGCUUCACGAGCGACGAGCCUGGUCCUUUCUUCAAAGAGUCCACCAAGAAUAUCCGAAAGAGGCUUGAUGUGGAAGUAGAGGCGAGUGGCUUCAGCAAGAAGAUGGCCAAGGAGUUGGAGGCAUACAUGAAGGAGCACGGCAUCGAUGGCGAUGCCGGUGGCGUCGAGCGGGAUGAAGAAGAUGAAGACGACGGUCCCGGUAGCGAGCAAGAUGAGUCGCUAGAAGUCGAGCCGGAGUCAGAGGCAUCGCUUGAGCAGCAGACGCCAGCGGAGGAUGUCGCGGUUGACUCAACGGCCACACCCGCGCAAAUCGCAGCACAAAUGACGAUCCUCGACAUCCGCGAUAACGACCCGCUGCCGGACCUCAGCGAGAUUCAGGCCAUGAAGGCCAAGCAAGCACCGACCGGUAUGUCCACCAAAGCCGCCAAGACAAAAGCUGGAUGGGCUCUUUGA